Molecule: messenger RNA, 213 nt
Organism: Colletotrichum navitas
Lineage: Eukaryota; Fungi; Ascomycota; Sordariomycetes; Glomerellales; Glomerellaceae
Exons: 1
Source: RefSeq, a predicted model, not a curated record
CGUCCCAGCUUUGGCGUGGCCGAGCUUGCGCGUGACCUCCGAAACCGUGUUCUUGACGCUCUGUGUAUGCUCGGCUACGAGGCGGAAGACGAGAUGGAAGAAGACCAUGCCGAUACCCUCAAUGCCCACGGUUCGAACGUACGCACGGAACAACCUGCUGGUCUGUUGUCAGAAGAAGUUCGGGUUCGUCGCCCAGGCAGGAAAAAGGGCUCG